Molecule: messenger RNA, 378 nt
Organism: Necator americanus (New World hookworm)
Lineage: Eukaryota; Metazoa; Nematoda; Chromadorea; Rhabditida; Ancylostomatidae
Exons: 1
Coding region: 1-378 (125 amino acids)
Source: RefSeq, a predicted model, not a curated record
AUGGCAAUCGCCUCGCCGGGCUGUUGUCGCUUCCAUCAUAGGAACUCUCUUUUCUUGAAGAAAGAUCAUCGUCGGUGGACAUGGGAAUCACCAAAUGGCCCGACUCGCGCGGACAUCGACCACAUAGUCACCAACCGGAAAUGGUGUCUAAUUGACGUCUCAUUAGUACCAUCCUUUUGUACUGGUUCUGAUCACCGUCUCCUUCGUGCGAAAAUACGACUUAUCCACACGAUGGAAAAGAACAUCUGUUAUCGGGAACGAAAGAGAAAAGGGCUCUUCUACGACGAUUACGUACUCGAGGACACCUUGUCCCAAGGUGACUGGCACAUCGAGAAGGACGCAGACGUGGACUACGAUAUGCUGCUCAGAGGAUUAUGA